Molecule: messenger RNA, 3310 nt
Organism: Cucurbita maxima (winter squash)
Lineage: Eukaryota; Viridiplantae; Streptophyta; Magnoliopsida; Cucurbitales; Cucurbitaceae
Exons: 19
Coding region: 527-3055 (842 amino acids)
Source: RefSeq, a predicted model, not a curated record
UUUUUAUUUCUAUCUCUAUCUCUUACAAAGCUAAAUCUUGACCGCGAACCAAAAGCCUUCUCAUUUUAGUUUUUUUUUGCCGCUCUGCUUCUUCCCUCUCGUUUUUUUCUUAUUCUUUCAGGUUUUCGCGGACAAAACCCUAGCCCUAACCAAUCCGCUUUUUGUUUAUUUCGAUUCUGAUUCGACUGUUACGAGACCUGAAAUCUGUUGCGGACAAUAGGCAGAUCUCAGAUCGUAGUUGUUGGAAAUUCAAUCGGUGGCUCUGGUGUUACUGGAUUGGAUUUUAUUGGUUUUUUGUUUUGAUUCCGAGUUUUUCUGAUCGGAUUCUUGCUAUACAGGUUUCAAGAAUGGCGUCGAGUUCAGGUUUUCUUGAAGUUUAGCAUUCAAAAUCUCAGGCUCUUAGGAAUUUUAGUCUACGUGAAUCUGGAUUUUCAUUUCCACUCUGUGUGGGCUUUUUGGAUGCUGCCGAUUCGGUUUGCGGUAUUUUUAACUACUGGCUCUACCGACUUGGAAGAAUAUAUAUUGGAUGGGAGAAGAAGCAGCUGGUUUGGCUGCAGUUGCAAAUAAGCCGCUGGAGAAAGAGAGCGCUUCGAGUACCGAAUUGAAGCGUGACCAUCAGUAUCUAGAUGAAGAUACGGAACCUGAGUCGUUUCACAAUAAGAAGCAGGCAAAAGAAGUGUCGAAUGAAGACGUUCGUUCAGAAGUUUCUAAUCCUGUAAUUUCCCCGAAAGGGAAUCAUUUCCAAGAUAUUACAAGUCAGCCAGACGAGCAAGAAAAUACCAACCAAGUUGAACGUGGGGACCUUACGUCGGCUUGUUCGGGAAAUUCAAGCUCAGAGGAUACUUCAAGCGAUGGAAUUCGUUGCCAGAACAACACGUCUCGGAAUGAUGUUGAUGUGUGUGAUGAUGAUGAAGUCUCCCGGGUUGUGAUUGAAAUUCCUAAGCAUGCUAGUUCAACCGGAAUUAAGAAAAUUACGUUCAAAUUCAGCAAAAAAAAGGACAACAAUGACGCAUCCAGGUCAGCUGACAAAAUUCAUUCUUAUGGAAACUCUGACAAGGACUGUAAACCAGAACCAUCCUCGGUUGACGAUGCUUAUACGGAGACAUCUGCACAUAGCUGGGAAGGCUGUGCUGAGAGCAGCAGGUUUCCCCCAGGCCCCAGUAAAAUGGAACUGAAAAUGUCGAAGAAGGUUUUGCCAAACAAUUACCCGUCAAAUGUGAAAAAGCUGCUGUCGACUGGUAUACUUGACGGAGCUCGCGUCAAGUAUAUAUCUACGACAAGUGAGAUAAAGCUAGAUGGUAUCAUAAACGGCGGAGGUUAUAUGUGCGGAUGUUCAAUAUGCAAUUUUACAACUAUUCUCAGUGCUUAUGAGUUUGAGCAGCAUGCUGGUUUCAAAACUAGACAUCCAAAUAAUCAUAUAUACUUGGAGAAUGGGAGGCCGAUUUAUAGUGUUAUACAGGAAAUUAAGAGUGCACCUCUUAGCAUUUUAGAUGAAGUGAUUAAGGAAGUAGCCGGUUCAUCUGUUAACAUGGAUUCAUUUGAGGCUUGGCAAGCAAGUUUCCACAAGGACAGUACAGGUAUUGAAGUGGAAAAUGAUAAUGUGAAGCUUCCGAAAUUGUCACAUCCCAUUGAGAGACCAAACCCUAAUUUAUCCAACCCAGUCAUGCAACAGAAGAAAUCGGCAGAGAAAGGCACAAAAAGAAGGGACAAUGAUCUUCACAGGCUACUUUUCAUGCCAAAUGGGCUUCCUGAUGGGGCUGAGCUAGCUUACUUUGUCAAAGGACAGAGAAUACUUGGAGGCUACAAGCAAGGAAAUGGUAUACUCUGUAGUCACUGUAAUCGCGAGAUUAGCCCUUCCCAGUUCGAAGCCCAUGCAGGGAUGGCUGCCAGACGUCAACCCUACCGUCACAUUUAUACUACAAAUGGUCUUACACUUCAUGAUAUUGCCAUUUCCCUGGCUAGUGGGCAAAAACUUUCAUCAGGAGACAGUGAUGAUAUGUGUGCUGCAUGUGGUAAUGGAGGUGAUUUGAUUUUCUGUGAUCGAUGCCCUCGCGCUUUCCAUACAGGGUGCCUGCAUCUACAGAAUGUCCCAGAAGGUGUUUGGUGUUGCCCAAACUGUAGAGAUAAAGUGGGUUCCAGUUUGAAGGCAGCUUCCGGAGGCCCUUCGAGUUUUCCAAAACCAAUUGUAUUUAGGUUGACACGAGUUGUUAAAGCACCUGAGUAUGAGAUUGGUGGUUGUGUUGUUUGCAGGCGACAUGAUUUCAGCGCUGCUAAAUUUGAUGAUCGAACUGUACUGUUAUGUGAUCAAUGUGAAAGAGAAUUCCAUGUGGGCUGUCUGCGGGAUAGUGGAUUAUGUGAUCUGCAGGAACUCCCCAAGGAUAAGUGGUUCUGCUGUGAUGAGUGCAGUAAUAUCCAUGUGGUCCUUCAGAAUACAGUUUUGAACGGGGCACAAAUUAUUCCAGAUCCAUUAUCAGAUUUAAUAAUCAGAAAGCACGUUGGAAAAGGAUUAUUUGUUGAUGAAGCUCUUAAUGAUGUUCGGUGGCAAAUUUUAAGUGGAAAAAGUCGCAACCCAGAAGAUCUUCCAUUUCUUUCAAGGGCGACUUCUAUUUUUCGGGAAUGUUUUGAUCCUAUUGUUGCAAAAUCAGGUCGUGAUUUGAUACCCGUUAUGGUUUAUGGGAGAAAUAUAUCUGGACAAGAGUUCGGAGGAAUGUUUUGUGUUGUUUUAAUUGUGAGGUCUAUAGUUGUAUCGGCUGGUCUUCUUAGGAUCUUUGGCCGCGAAGUUGCUGAGCUUCCUAUUGUUGCCACAAGUAGAGAACAUCAGGGCAAGGGUUACUUCCAAGUAUUGUUUUCCUGUAUAGAGCGGCUACUUUCUUCCCUAAAUGUGCAAAACCUUGUACUCCCUGCAGCCGAGGAUGCUGAAUCAAUCUGGACCAAUAAAUUGGGUUUCAGAAAGAUGAGUGAAGAACAAUUGGCGAAGUAUAUGAGGGAGGUCCAGCUGACGAUCUUCAAUGGGACAUCGAUGCUAGAGAAGGUGGUGGUGCGGCGGUCAACAUGAUGAUGAAUGAUGUAAUGAUCAUCGGUGUGCAAGUCGAGCCAUAUUGAAAUAACCCAAGUAGGAAGGAAAAUUGGAAUUAUAUUUUAUUUCAUUCUUUGUCUCCUUUUAAAUCCUACAUAGCGAUCAGUAGUUAUGCUGUAUAAUUGGUGCUGAGUUUUGGUUUGAACAAUCUCUUGGAAAGGCUGUUCUGUUUGUACAAACUAGAAAUUAGAUAGUUCAACUAAUAUGGUGAGGGAAGCGAGUGAAAAAGGGGGG